ACAACGGCAAAAAGCGGUGUAUUGUUGCGUCUUGCUUUAUGCGGAGUAGUCUCCACGUUGCGACUCCCUAGCACGUCCGGCGCAGGCUUCAAAACCAAACUGAAGGUUGGAACGCCGCUCUAGCGUUCCAUUGUCGCCAGAUGUCCCUCUCACGUAUCGAAGAGGUGGACGAGGAUUUCGAUUCAGUUCCUCAUCCAGUCAACCACGAUGCGCUCACGUCUAGUGGGGCAUUCCCACCAAACACUGGUUUCUCCCAUGGAGACGGAAAUAUCAAAAACGAUGACUCUGAGGGUUUCUUUGAGACGGAAUUCGGCUUGAAUGUUCUAGAUGCUAUCGAGCCAACUGAGGAUAGCGUCCUGCACCCUCCUCUUGCGCGGACUUCUUCUGCGUUUACUGCUUUUUCUAAUUUCUCCACUGUCUCUGGAUUUUCGACUUUUUCGAAGGGAUCGGUUCUCUCGUUUCGCAGCACUGGAGCCAAAUAUUCCCUAAAGGAUCUCUGCGAUCAGGUCAUCGACAAACACAUCUGGCUUCAAGCGGCGAGGAUUAUCAGCACAUCCUGCUAUUCUCAGUCUCGGAACCUGGUUCUACAUCGCUUCCUCAUCUUUCAAUUGCGCCGUCCAGAGAAAAAGGACAUAUGGCUGCGGAUUGAUCGAAGAGCCGGUUCAAGUAUCGGCUUACUCGUGUUAAAACUCGGGAAAACGAGUGCCAAUGAUACGGCUCAGCUCUCGGCGUCUAAGGAAGCACUCGUUGGAAACGGGCGCCAGGAAAAUAUUCAAACGUUCAGAAGAACGCCUUUCCUCGGUGAUUUUGGUGAUUAUCUUCGUGUUAUCUGCGAAGAACUGCUAGAGUAUAAAAUUUGGCCGGAGAACUGCUGGAUGUUCUGUUCUCUCCUUCAAGAGCACCUUGGGAUCUCGGGAGAUGGGCACUACAUCUUCGGAGGCCCGGUUGCUCGUAACACAGCACGUCUUGUUCGAACGAGAAUAUCUGAGCGAGCAGCGGCUCAUGUGACACCCUACACGAUUAUGGCGGCAUUUCAAAGUGCCGCUUGGACCUUUAGCCCUCGGUGGCAACCCUUAAAUCUCACAAAGCCGAUCGGGUGGCUUUCCCACUCGAUUGGGACAUUUCUUGGCACAAUUGCCUACUCAGCGCAGGACCUAGAUACCCGCGACAAUUCCCAACGCGUCCCGGAUUGGAUCACGAACAAGGACGAUCUUCAUUCCCGUAUUGCUAUACACUGCAUCGAGACCCUUUGUCGUUUGCCAGGGGAAAAUAUUCUACAACUGUCAAACCCUUUAGUCCUGAACUCCGACAUCCCAGACCUUACUCUUCAGAUCCAGUCGAAAAUCUCCUCCGAUGUUCAAUAUGCAGCUCUCUAUGGCCUUCUACAUGUGGCGGAAAUUGAAAAUCCUUCAACGGAGUUCUUAAGCAAAUUAAUAACGUUCUUCGCUGAAUCAAUGAUCAAAUGGUUGCAAGUGUUGAGUUUACUAGGGGCGACAAGGAAUGCUCUCGUUGAAUUAGAUAAAGUUACUAUGUGGUGUGCGAGUGGGAGCCGCCAAUUACCGGACCAAAAUCUGAAAAAGUCUUUGCUCCAACUGCUAUUACCAUGUCGUCGCUUCACCUAUCAAAACUAUACAGUCAUUUCGGCUUCUGCUGGACAUAUCGUACAUUCAGCUCUGUCUCAUUUACCCGACCCAACAAUACGAGGGAGCGGCUCUGUAGAGGGUGGUUGCCUUACCAUCAGAGGACACGACGACUCGGUGACCUCGGUUUCAUUCUCGUCUGAUGGAUCAAGGAUAGCCUCGGCAUCAGGGGACAAGACAGUCCGAAUCUGGGAUGCAGUCGCCGGGGAAGAACUCAAGGUGCUCCGAGGGCACACCGACUCGGUCACUUCCAUCGCGUUCUCGUUUAAUGGUUCCAGGCUGGCGUCGGCUUCCGAUGACGAGACGGUACGAAUAUGGAGUGCAGUCACUGGGGACGAACUCAAGGUGCUCCGAGGGCACACCGGCUCGGUCCAGUCCGUCGUGUUCUCAUCCGAUGGAUCCAGGCUGGCAUCGGCUUCCGAUGAUCGGACGGUGCGAAUCUGGAGUGGGGUCACUGGGCACGAACUCAAGGUGCUCCGAGGGCACACCGACUCGGUCCAGUCCGUCGCCUUCUCAUCCGAUGGAUCCAGGCUGGCGUCGGCUUCCGAUGAUCGGACGGUGCGAAUCUGGAGUGGGGUCACUGGGCACGAACUCAAGGUGCUCCGAGGGCACACCGACUCGGUCCAGUCCGUCGCCUUCUCAUCUGAUGGAUCCAGGCUGGCGUCGGCUUCCGAUGACGGGACGGUGCGAAUCUGGGAUGGGGUCACUGGGCACGAACUCAAGGUGCUCCGAGGGCACACCGGCUCGGUCCAGUCCAUCACCUUCUCAUCUGAUGGAUCCAGGCUGGUGUCGGCUUCCGUUGAUGAGACGGUGCGAAUCUGGGAUGGGGUCACUGGGCACGAACUCAAGGUGCUCCGAGGGCACACCGGCUCGGUCCGGUCCAUCACCUUCUCAUCUGAUGGAUCCAGGCUGGCGUCGGCUUCCGUUGAUGAGACGGUGCGAAUCUGGGAUUGGGUCACUGGGGAUGAACUCAAGGUGCUCCGAGGGCACACCGGCUCGGUCCGGUCCAUCACCUUCUCAUCUGAUGGAUCCAGGCUGGCGUCGGCUUCCGUUGAUGAGACGGUGCGAAUCUGGGAUUGGGUCACUGGGGAUGAACUCAAGGUGCUCCGAGGGCACACCGGCUCGGUCCGGUCCAUCACCUUCUCAUCUGAUGGAUCCAGGCUGGCGUCGGCUUCCGUUGAUGAGACGGUGCGAAUCUGGGAUGGGGUCACUGGGGAUGAACUCAAGGUGCUCCGAGGGCACACCGACUGGGUCCUGUCCAUCACCUUCUCAUCUGAUGGAUCCAGGCUGGCGUCGGCUUCCGUUGAUGAGACGGUGCGAAUCUGGGAUGGGGUCACUGGGGAUGAACUCAAGGUGCUCCGAGGGCACACCGACUGGGUCCGGUCCAUCACCUUCUCAUCCGAUGGAUCCAGGCUGGUGUCGGCAUCCGGUGAUUGGACGGUGCGAAUCUGGGAUGGGGUCACUGGGGAUGAACUCAAGGUGCUCCGAGGGCACACCGACCGGGUCCUGUCCAUCACCUUCUCAUCCGAUGGAUCCAGGCUGGCAUCGGCAUCCGAUGAUCGGACGGUGCGAAUCUGGGAUGGGGUCACUGGGGAUGAACUCAAGGUGCUCCGAGGGCACACCGGCUCGGUCCAGUCCAUCACCUUCUCAUCUGAUGGAUCCAGGCUGGCGUCGGCUUCCGUUGAUGAGACGGUGCGAAUCUGGGAUGGGGUCACUGGGGAUGAACUCAAGGUGCUCCGAGGGCACACCGGCUGGGUCCUGUCCAUCACCUUCUCAUCUGAUGGAUCCAGGCUGGCCUCAGCUUCCAAUGAUCAGACAGUGCGAAUCUGGGAUGGGGUCACUGGGGACGAACUCAAGGUGCUCCAAGGGCACACUGACUCGGUCUGGUCCAUCACCUUCUCAUCCGAUGGAUCCAGGCUGGUCUCAGUUUCCAAUGAUCGGACGGUGCGAAUCUGGGAUGGGGUCACUGGGGACGAACUCAAGGUGCUCUGAGGGCACACUGACUCGGUCCAGUCCAUCACCUUCUCAUCCGAUGGAUCCAGGCUGGUCUCAGCUUCCAGAGAUCAGACAAUGUGAAUCUGGGAUGGGGUCACUGGGGAUGAACUCAAGGUGCUCCAAGGGUCCAGUCCAUCACCUUCUCAUCUGAUGGAUCCAGGCUGACCUUGGCUUCCAGAGAUCAGACAAUGUGAAUCUGGGAUGGGGUCACUGGGGAUGAAUUCAAGGUGCUCUGAGGGCACACCAGUCCAUCACCUUCUCAUCUGAUGGAUCCAGCUGGCCUUGGCAUCUGAUGAUGGGAC
Molecule: messenger RNA, 3937 nt
Organism: Cantharellus anzutake
Lineage: Eukaryota; Fungi; Basidiomycota; Agaricomycetes; Cantharellales; Hydnaceae
Product: WD40-repeat-containing domain protein
Exons: 7
Coding region: 141-3632 (1163 amino acids)
Molecular function (GO): protein binding
Source: RefSeq, a predicted model, not a curated record